AAAUGAUUUUUUUUUAAAGAAAACAAUUAUUUUUAAAGUAAAGUAGUUGAAAUUUUCAUGUAUCACUUUUAUAUACCACGCGAUUACUUCAGUAUUGUGAUUGGUUUAUAAAAGCAGCGCAACGUUGGCUGGGUGUUAAAAAAUUUGCUUUGAUUAAAUAAAUUGAUUGUAAUGUUGGUAUAUUAAAAAAUUAUUAAAAUUAAAUUAAUAUCGUUUAGAAAUUUCUAGAUUUCUUGACAUUCAACUUAAAAGAAUUCUACAAAAAUUUAAUUUCCCUCGAAAACCUCAAUCAAAAUUUAUUCUUUUAAUAUACAAAUAGUUUGAGUGCAUGUGCACUCAUAUAACAUACAGGUUGUGUAAAUAAUCACCUUUAAAAAAACCAUUGGCAUAAAAAUGACUUCAACAAGACUGAGGAUGACGACAGCUACGAUUCAUGAAGAAGAACAGGGCAUAACUGUAAAAAAUGGCCUUAUUGUACAUCAAAAUAAUGUCAUUAAUGGAAAAAUAGACUACUUUAAACCGGAAACGAAUGGUCACGUGCAGAUUGAAAAACACCUAGCUAAUAAUAACGAUUUGAUUGCAAAAACACUAUCAAAAGAAUCAUUUGAACGAGAAUCAUUGUUUACCUCAGCCUUAACUCACCUUGGAUUUUACAUUCUCAUGUUUCUUGGAUUUAUUAGUCAACUAUUAUUUGCUCCCAAAGUAGCACGAGAACAAAAUAGAAAGGGUUAUGCUCCACUUUAUGAAAGCUUUGAAACUUUUUAUCUACGGUAUGUAUACCGGAGAGUUAGAGAUUGUUGGAACCGGCCAAUAUGUUCGGUACCGGGUUCUAUGGUUACUUUAAAAGACCGAAUUACACGUGACUAUGGCUGGACAUUUGAAUUUACCGGAACAGAAACACCAUGUAUAAACUUGGGUUCUUACAAUUAUCUUGGAUUUGCUGAAUCAAAGGGUAAUUGUGCUGAACAAAGCAUUGAGACGCUUAAAAAAUAUGGCUGUGCUAAUUGUAGUACUCGAUUAGAACUAGGAACAAUGCCUAUUCAUCACGAGUUGGAAAGAUUAACAGCAAAAUUUCUUCAAGUUGAAGAUGCUAUAGUUUUCGGAAUGGGUUUUGCUACAAAUGCAUUAAAUAUACCAUCACUCAUUACUUCAGGAUGUUUAGUGUUGAGUGAUGAAAAAAAUCAUGCAUCUUUAAUCUUAGGAUUGCGAUUAUCAGGGGCAAUGACCAAAGUAUUUCGACAUAAUGACGUUAAACAUUUAGAAGAACGUUUGCGUGAGGCUAUAGCUUUUGGACAACCUAAAUCAGGAAAGCCAUGGAGAAAAAUAUUUAUCGUUGUCGAAGGAGUAUAUUCAAUGGAAGGUUCUAUCGUACAUCUUCCACAAAUAGUUGCUUUAAAAAAGAAAUAUAAAUCAUAUCUCUAUUUGGAUGAAGCACAUAGUAUUGGAGCAACUGGUAAAAGUGGUCGGGGAAUAUGUGAUUAUUAUGGAAUAGAUCCUAAAGAAAUUGAUAUACAUAUGGGAACUUUUACAAAGAGCUUUGGUUCAGCUGGUGGAUACAUUGCGGGUAAUAAGAUGUUAAUACGGCAUUUAAGAAUUCAUAGUCACGCACAUACUUACGCUGCUUCAAUGUCUCCACCGAUUGCUCAACAAAUAAUAACUUCAAUGAGAACUAUAAUGGGCGAAGAAGGUGGUAACGAAGGAAAAUUGAGAAUUAGUCAACUUGCCAGAAAUACAAGAUAUUUUAGACGUAGAUUGAAUCAGAUUGGAGUUAUUAUCUAUGGACACGAAGAUUCUCCAGUUGUUCCAAUGCUUGUUUAUUUAUUUUCUAAGAUCGGGGUAGUUGUUCGAACAUUGAUCAUGCGAAAUAUUGCUACUGUAGGAGUUGGUUUUCCAGCAACACCAUUGAUGGCUGGAAGAAUUCGAUUUUGUUUAUCAGCCGCCCAUACAAAAGAACAAUUAGAUUAUGUUUUAAGCAACAUUGAAGAGAUAGCAGACCAUAUUGGAUUAAAAUAUUCAAAAAAGCCAAGAGAUCCUAAUCCAAUAGAAUACUGAACUGAUGGUGAUAAUGACCAAUCAUUUUUGCAAAAAAUUGAUUAACAUAUACUUUUUACCUUUCUGAGGUAAUAAUAUAACAUAAAUCAGGGAUGAAACGAAAAGCCUUAUUAGCCACCAGAAAAGUCAUAAAGUCAGGUAUUUAUUAAUUUUUAAUAAAAUUUUUAUAUUUAUUCAAAUAAUUUUCAAUUAUUAUGUUAUUCCAUUUUUAUUAUAUUUUUUCAAUAAUAUAACUGAUUAAUUGUUAAAUAAACUAUCAUAUUUAAGUAAAAAAUUGGAUAGGAUUGUGAUAUAUUUUUUAUUCAUAAUUACUAAUUAAAAAAUAAAAAAUAUCGUUGACUAUGAUUUGGUUGCUAAAAGGAGAAUACAUAAUCAUUAAUUGAAUAAUGGCUUCAAGAGUACUAUGUUUAAAAUAUUUUCCAAAUGAAGAAUAGAUAUAACACGCAGCCUUUCUAUUAACUAUUAUAUUCAUUUGAUUUUAUAGUCAAACAAUACAUUACAUAUACGCUCACAAUGAAUUAAACUGCUCUAACAUUAAUGAAAAUCAAAUAAAACGAUCUUAAAAAGAAAUAAAUCAUUUUAAAUAAUAUAUAUUAAAAUAAAUCUGAUUGGAGUAAGAUACUUCAAUAUUAAGUAUUUUUUAAACUCUUACCGAAUCUAUCUUUGCAGUAUUGUUAAUUAUAUUAUCUACAAAUAUGUAUAGAGUUAAGCCUAAGUUACACAAAUUUGCAAAUUUCUAGGAAAGGCUAUAGUACAAAUGCUAUUAUAUUGUUGACAAGAAUGCUGUUAAAAUUAUCCUUCGUAAAAAAAAUUAGCAAUUGAUCUGUACAUUAUGUACAAUAACUUAUUUUAUAAAGAUAAUCUCUGAUAUGAAAACUUGAUUUGAAAAAAAAAAUUUCUGUCUUUGCGCACAAAUCUACAUACGCAUAUCGAAUUUUUAACAACUUAAAUCUUAAUAAUCAUUUUUUUAUAUUAGUACCAUAAAAGAAUUG
This is a messenger RNA of Chelonus insularis, 3044 nucleotides long. It is a transcript of the gene lace, whose product is annotated as serine palmitoyltransferase long chain base subunit. Gene Ontology annotation, molecular function: pyridoxal phosphate binding; serine C-palmitoyltransferase activity. The transcript is spliced from 8 exons. Gene Ontology annotation, biological process: ceramide biosynthetic process; sphingosine biosynthetic process. NCBI's taxonomy places the organism in Eukaryota, Metazoa, Arthropoda, Insecta, Hymenoptera, Braconidae. Gene Ontology annotation, cellular component: serine palmitoyltransferase complex. The coding region runs from base 394 to 2052 and encodes 552 amino acids. The record is from RefSeq and is a predicted model, not a curated record.